GGCGGUGCACUUCCGGCUAACAAUCAUGGAGGCCUCGACGGAGCGAGUCCUGCGGUAUUUGGCAGAAGUGGAGGAAGCAGCAGAGGAUGUUCUGGCGGACAAACAGCAGAUUGUAGAUCUCGAUGUGAGAAGAAAUAGGAACAGAGAGGCUCUGAACGCACUGCGGAGAGACGCGGAAAUGAGUGACGAGGAUAAAAUCAAGGUGUGUUUUGGGAGCAUGUUCAUAAAGCUGCCCAAAAAGACAACCAGGCAGAUGAUCCAUAAAGACCAGGAGCAACUGGACAAGGAGAUAUGUGAUAUCCGAAAGCGUUUGAAAGUGAAGGUUAACCGCUUGAAUGAGCUACAGGGAAAGCCUGAAUUGAAAGGGUUCAACCUGUCCCCGCUCAGCAGAGACGAGAUGAAGGCCAUCAACCAGGUUCUAAAGAGAUGAGUUGGGCUGUGGCUUUUGGGCCACCGAUGGACCUGCUACAGAAAAGCUUGGUGACCUGAGAAGGGACUCAGAACCUUGAACAUCCUCGAAAUGGAGAUGCUGAACAUCUGUGGUCGCUUGAAUGGGAAUCAUCUCUUGCUGUGGUCUUGUUGGACUUCUGCGACCAAGGAAAGUGUGAUCGUUGCACUGCUUGUGGAAUAUGGACGGUUAAUUUGUAUUUUUUUGUUUUUAUUUUAUUUAUUGUAACAAAGUUCUGAAUGAACUACGUAUUUGAGAUAUGAAAGUUGGAGAGGCUUGUUUCCUUUACUUAUACUAGUGUUCCAGAGGUUGGAGUCAUGCAGCAUUUGUUAAAUUGAUGAUUUUUAUUCACCAAGGUAGCAAUAAUGGAUUAGAAAAGAUAGUCAAUACAUUGACAAUGUUAUAACAUUGUUUAUAUUUCAUAUAACUAUACAGUAAACCUUAAAUUCAUCAAAGAAUCCACGAUUGUGCUGGCCAGUCCAUCAAAGACCAUACAAGUACUGACCACCGCGGAUGGCAUGACAUUGUAAAAAAGAGUGAUAGCUUUCCUGAUUCAUUAUUCCUUGCACUCUGUGCAAAUUUCACACCUUAUCAGCUCCAAAGCAGCCCCAUAACAUUACACUUCCUCCACCAUGUUUGAUACAAGGCAUUAAGCACCCCUCUAGCAUCCUUUCAUUUGUUCUACAUCUCGCAUAUGUUCUCCUUGAAACACCUUAAACUUAGACUCACCUGUCCAUAAUACUCUUUUCCAAUCCUUCAGCUGUCCAAUGUCUGUGCCCUGUUUUAUUUGGCAGUUUCAAAUAUGGCUUUUUCUUUCACUCUGUCUUUAAGGCCAGUGUCCCGGAGUUGUUUUUUCACCUGAGAUGACAGUGAUGUGUAUAUUAUUUAAGGAAGCAGUUGACGGAGGACUUGUAAGGUGUCUGUUUCUUUAACACAGACUCUGAUGUAAUGCUCUUGUGCAGUUGUGCAUCUGGGCCUUCGAUGUCUUCUUCUAUCCUGGUUAGAUCCAGUUUGCCCUUUUCACUCAAAACAGUAGUGGAAACCUUUACAUGAACCCUUCAGUUUCUUAGCAAUCUGACGUUAGGCAGUAGUAGCCAUUCGCAACAUUAGUAAAGAUCUCUUGGCUAUAUUUUAAGAUCAAUUUAAUGGUAUCUUGAUAAAGUAUCAAUUCUUUCAAAAACAUGAACAUUUCUUGCUGAUUCCAAACUUUUGGAAUUCUAGUAAUCUGAAUUCAUAUCACAUAUUGGUAUCAGGUGGCACACUGGUGAAAUGUCAUAAACUUAAGAUUGCAGGUGAGAAAUGGUGCACGUAGAUUGUAAAGAAGUAAUAAUCCAUCUGUGGGUUUUAUGACACAGAGGGACUCGAGUUUUUUACCAGUUGUCUUUAGUGAAAAGUGGCACUACUUGUUUUCUUUACAUUUAGUUUAAUUUUAUAGGGUGGUACAGCAUGCGAACUUGGGUGUCAGUUUGACCCUGGUUCAGUCUCUAUGGAGUUUGCAUGUUCUCUCAGUGUUUGCCUGGGUUUCCUCUAGGUGCUCUGGUUUCCUCAUGCAGUCCAGAUGUUUCUUGCUCAUAAAUCAUGUUUUUUGUUCUGAGUCAAUAUUUUGGAUUACUUCUUAAUUUCAACUCUUCAAUUGUGUUUUUGACCAGAGGAGUAAUUCACAAGGCAACCGCUAGAUGGCGACGCGUCUUAACCAAUCACUGCAGUUGUUGAGCUUUUGUGCAGAGACUAAUUAAAGGCCAUUUGGGGUUUGAUAUUAGUUGUAUUUUCACAUAUGAACUUAGCUGCCCAUAGUCUUUAUAUACAUGUAGUAACAUUUGACAGCACUUGUUUAAUUAGAGUUACCCAAAAUGCAUUUUAUCCAAUGUAUGAUAUUUGAAAUGAAGUAGCUUCAAAUUUUUUAAGUGCACAUUUUGCUGAGUUUGUGAGUAUGCGUUUUGCGUUAAUCCUCUUCCAUCUUCACAUGAGACGCAUUUGCUCAAUUUCUGUGAACUAUGAAUAUUUACUGUUGCCUGGCUGGAGAACUGGCAGCCGCCCCCAUUGUGGGACUUGAAAGAAUAUUACAGUAAAAGUCGCUUAACAUUGUGAGUCGCUUUGGAGAAAAGUGUCAGCUAAAUGAAUAAAUAAAUAUAAGUGCAAGUGUGUAGGAGCUCAUUGCUGAGAUGAAUCAGGUUCUAUUG
Messenger RNA from Scleropages formosus (Asian bonytongue), 2628 nucleotides. RefSeq names its product p53 and DNA-damage regulated 1 (gene pdrg1). The record is from RefSeq and is a predicted model, not a curated record. NCBI's taxonomy places the organism in Eukaryota, Metazoa, Chordata, Actinopteri, Osteoglossiformes, Osteoglossidae. The coding region runs from base 26 to 430 and encodes 134 amino acids. The transcript has 5 exons.